UGUAGUGCUGUAUAGUGAUCAAAUUUCGCCGCCGGUAGUGUUGACAAACUCUAAAUUCUAGCUGUUGUUAUUCUCAAAAAAGAAGAAGAGAAAACACGCACAUUUUUCACAAUCUGUAAAACGAAAAAAAAUUUGUACGGAUAGAACACUACAAAUUCGACAAAGAAACAUUUAACAGACAUGCCGCGACCCCUGAAAAGAGUUCACCUGGAGGCCAAUGAGGAGGAGCAGUCCCAGGCUGAUCAGCCUCAGGUCGAAUCAGCUGCAGAAGACGUCGAGGCAUUCACAAACCAAGCUUUCAGGAAUGUAGUUAGGGCCACAAGGUCAGCAAAUGCUUUUCCCCAGGGAACCUCCCGAGCCUUAUACUUCAGCUAUCCGGGCUACGCACGUGUCAUGGACGACCUGUCCCAACGUGUGGUUGGGCUCAUUGGAAACGUACUCAAAUCCAAGGAAAUCAAAGGCGACAUCAGAAAACGUCAACUAGAUGAGCAAUUUGAGAUGGUGCAGGAAUGCAAUGACAUACUGUUCGAGCGCAUCACUACCAAUCUGGACAUAAAGAGCGGUCUGCGCAGGAAUCACCAUCAGGUCGUGGAGGCACAGGUCGACGUGAUGACCUCUACCUCGGCAGAACCAGCAGUUUCUUCCCUACAAACACAGGAGACUCCAAAAGCGGGAAGCUGGAACAGGACGACAGGAACGCCCCAACGCAACAUGGUUUCCGCUCGCCUUUUUACGGCAAAAAACAUUGUUCGUCCGCAGACGCAAUUUAAGGAGCCAGUUGAUAACAGUGCUCAGAAUCCGUUUACACCCAGGCUCAAGGAAAAACCGAAUUCAUUAAAGCCGUUGGCACUAUUGCCUGAAUAUGAUGAUGCAGGAAACGUGCAAUCUUAUUUGCAUCCCUACGAGUUUGAGCUGCUUAAGUUUCAACCUCCCGCGGAUCAACUUCAAAAACAGAAUCCAGUACUUCCAGAUCUGAUGGCAAACACAGAGCUUAUGCUGGUAGACACGGUUGAGAAGCUACAUCAGGCCUUAGAGGAGUUAAGCCAAGCGCCCCAGAUAGCCAUCGAUGUAGAGCACCAUUCGUAUCGCACUUUCAUGGGUAUCACUUGCCUGGUCCAGAUGUCUACGCGCACCAAGGAUUACAUUUUUGAUACGUUAAUUCUGCGCGAUGAUAUGCACAUACUGAAUCUGGUUCUUACCGACCCUAAAAAGCUAAAGAUCUUACACGGCGCUGAUUUGGACAUUGAGUGGCUGCAACGGGAUCUAUCAUUGUAUAUUGUCAACAUGUUUGAUACACAUCGGGCGGCAAAAGCAUUAAACAUGGCCAGGCUAUCGCUGGCCUUUUUGCUGAAGCACUAUAUAGAUUUGGAUGUGGACAAGAGCCUGCAGCUGGCCGAUUGGCGGAUGAGGCCACUACCUCAGCAGCUGGUGGACUAUGCCCGUCAGGAUACCCACUUUUUGAUAUACGUCUACGAACGGAUGACAAACGAUCUGCUGCAGCAGCAGGCCGAACCGGGAUUACUUGGCAGUGUUUAUCAACAGAGCACAGAUGUGUGUAAGAAGCGGUAUAACAAGCCUCACAUUGGACCAGAAUCAUAUAUGGAUUUAGUGCGGAAAACGAAACGUUGCUUCGACAACCGCCAGCUGUACGCAUUACGUGGAAUCUUCGAGUGGCGCGAUGCGACGGCGCGGUCAGAGGAUGAGAGCUAUGGCUAUGUGCUCCCAAACCAUAUGAUGCUUCAAAUCGCCGAGAGUCUGCCAAGGGAGAUGCAGGGUAUCCUUGCUUGCUGCAACCCCAUCCCACCGUUGGUGCGUCAACAGCUGCAUGCCCUCCAUCAGAUUGUCCUCAAGGCGCGCGAUCAGCCGCUGGUUAAACCAAUCCUGGAAGCCCGCAGCAGCACACAGGCAUCAUUGCCGCCUUCGACAAAAGACUUUACCAGCAAGCUCUACUGUCCGCACGACUUUUCGCACCAGGAUGAGACCCGCGACGACCUGCCCACACUAUUAAAGCGCAGUUCUACUUCAGGCAAACUCGAGCUGCCCAGUGAGAAAAAUGUUCACAAAGAAGAUCUACCCAUUGCGGCUCCAGCAAUGGUUCUGUUUGAGAAGCCUGCUAGACCCACCCUGGAAGAAGAACAGCGCUGGGCCCAUCUUCGCAAAGAGAGUCAAAACCUGCGCAUGCCCUACAAACGGUAUCUUGCUAUCCUUCCGCUGAUGGUGCAGAUAAAGGCUGAUCAGAUCGCCAAGGAGCGCAAUGAGUUGCUAAAGAGGCGUUUGUGUCCAGCAGAAGCAGCUCCGGAGCAAAAUAUAAGGCUAGCAGAACCUGCUUCCAAGCAAGGCGAGGAAACCAUGUACUCCGUGCCGCUUAGGGAACAACUAAAACGCAAACACCAAACGAACAGCAAAACGGAUCCGGAUCAGCAACCGACUACCAGCAAGAGAUCCCGCAAGGAUGAAAACACACAACCGAGUGUUAAGCCAGGGACGCAGGUGAAGAUAGAAUCCGCCGAGGUUGCAAAUCAAGUCCCUCGAGAAAGCGAUGACGAGGUCGUCGAAGUUCCUAUUGCAAGGCAACCCACAGAGAUACCGAAACCUCCGUCAGUACUGAGCAAACGGCAGAAAAAGCAAAAGUAUUUCCAGAGCGGUUUUAAGGCUAAGAAUCGCGGAAAUCAUCCACAAAGCUCCAGUAUCAAAAUUCCGCAGAUGAAGGCUGAAGGCAACUUUGACUAUAAGAACGUAGACUUCCGGCAAUUCAAGGGCGGAGCGCAAAGAGCUCAUGGAACGGAAAUCAAACAUCAAAUUCGCGGAAAGAACCGUCCCAACAACCGCUCCAAUAAGCAAUUUAAUAAACUUUUUACAUUUAGCAAUGUAAAAAAAGAUGGCAAAAAAUAAAUUGCAAUUACGACGAAAGUCUGUAAAAUAUAUAUGUUUAUAUAUUUUAAAGAUGAUGACUCAAUAUAAGAUACAAAAACCACCAAAAAUGAAUUAGACAAGAGUUUAUUUUUGAUUGUUUAUACACUCUUCCUAUAAAUUUUUCAAGUUUUCUAAAAUAUUACCUAUUAAAUAACAAUCGGCUUGUGUGUGAAACUAUUCAUUAAACUACACUAUCGAAUACGA
Messenger RNA from Drosophila eugracilis, 3117 nucleotides. It is a transcript of the gene Rrp6, whose product is annotated as exosome component 10. Gene Ontology annotation, molecular function: 3'-5'-RNA exonuclease activity; nucleotide binding; nucleic acid binding. The record is from RefSeq and is a predicted model, not a curated record. Gene Ontology annotation, cellular component: nucleolus; nuclear exosome (RNase complex). The coding region runs from base 181 to 2892 and encodes 903 amino acids. Gene Ontology annotation, biological process: nuclear polyadenylation-dependent CUT catabolic process; TRAMP-dependent tRNA surveillance pathway; nuclear polyadenylation-dependent snRNA catabolic process. The transcript has 5 exons. Lineage: Eukaryota; Metazoa; Arthropoda; Insecta; Diptera; Drosophilidae.